AUGCGCAUCAACACCUUCAAUAGUACCAUUAAUUCAAAAUUAUCAACUUUAAAACUUAGAGCGAUUAUGGUUUUAGUGACUUCAAGAUUAGAAGGAAUCAUUACUAAAAGAAUUGUACCAAAACUAAAUCGAUCAUCCAAAAACUUCAAUCCAAAAUUACAAAAACAAUUAAUUGAAGAAAAUUGUCAAGAUUUAAAAGAAGAAGUGAAUGAAGGGAUUCAUUUCAAGACAUUAAUUGAACCACCUAAUCUGGAUUUUAUUGAAGAAAGAGGUGGGUUUACUUGUUUUGGUGAUUGGGAAACUUGGCCUGGUAAAUCUUCUAGAGCUAUGUUGGAAGGUAUGCCAAAGUUAUAUGAAGGGAAUAUGGUUUCCAAAAUCGAUCAAAUCAUCUCUCAUAUCAAAUUAACUCCAUUUAAUAUGCAUGGAUUAUGUAAUGAAAUUAGACCUAGGCAAACAAUUGAACCUUUGAAAUUGAUGCUAAAAGAACAAGCUAAGGAGAAAAGAGGAAAAGCUCAAUUGGUUUUACAAAUGAUUUAA
This is a messenger RNA of Melampsora larici-populina 98AG31, 537 nucleotides long. RefSeq lists its product as uncharacterized. The transcript has 4 exons. Gene Ontology annotation, molecular function: transcription coregulator activity. Gene Ontology annotation, cellular component: mediator complex; core mediator complex. The record is from RefSeq and is a predicted model, not a curated record. Bases 1 to 537 code for a protein of 178 amino acids. Lineage: Eukaryota; Fungi; Basidiomycota; Pucciniomycetes; Pucciniales; Melampsoraceae. Gene Ontology annotation, biological process: regulation of transcription by RNA polymerase II.